AAUCUACAGGUCGAGAUAAAUCUAACACGAUCAAACAUGAUUAUAUAAAAUUAAUGGCUUCAUUCUUAAAUCAAUACUAUAGCAAAUAAAAAAAAGCUCAUGAAGUAAGAGAUUAUCUAUUGGGAAACACUUUCAUAAGAUCUACUCUAAUUCCAUCAACCUUUUCAAGAAAAAAAAAAAAAAAAGCAACCAAAAUUUGAACUAAAAAACAUAAGACACAAUCAUAGAGAAAAUGGGAAGAGAAACAUUGAACUAAGUUUCAUCACUUUCACUCAAUCCACUCGAAAACACAACACAAACAACAAUGGAGGUAAUUCCACGCUUGUCAAAUCGUCUCUUUUUCAAAUCUCUCAUAAAUCCAAUUCUCCAUUUCCAUCAUUCUCCAAUACCCGCUUCAAAUUUCCUACCCAUUAACCCAAACCCAAUUAAAAUUACCCAUUUUCUCCACACCACAAGAACCCUAAAUUCAUCUCCAUCCUCCUCCAGAUUAACUUCUCGGGCAGGUUGGUUAUUGGGUCUUGGGGAAAAAAAGCAACAGAAAUUACCCGACUUGGUAAAAGCGGGUGACCCGGUUCUCCAUGAAGCUGCCCGAAUUGUUGACCCGAAAGAAAUCGGGUCAGAGAAAAUACAAAAGAUAAUUGAUGAUAUGAUUGAUGUUAUGAGGAAGGCUCCUGGAGUUGGCCUUGCUGCUCCUCAAAUUGGUAUCCCUUUAAAGAUUAUUGUGUUGGAAGAUACAAAAGAGUACAUCAGUUAUGCGCCAAAAGUGGAGAUCAAAGCACAAGAUAGACGCCCUUUUGAACUUUUGGUUAUUGUGAAUCCGGUACUGAAAAAAAAGGGCAACAAAGCUGCACUUUUCUUUGAAGGCUGCUUGAGUGUUGAUGGGUAUAGAGCAGUUGUGGAGCGAUCCCUUGAUGUCGAAGUCAGUGGACUGGACCGAUAUGGGCAGCAUAUAACUGUGGAUGCUUCAGGAUGGCAGGCGCGUAUUCUUCAGCACGAGUGUGACCACUUGGAGGGUACUCUUUAUGUUGACAAGAUGGAACCGAAGACAUUCAGAACUGUUGAAAAUUUAGAUUUGCCUCUUGCAGUCGGAUGUCCAGAGCUUGGUGUGCGCUAGUUUUUCAUCUUGAUGCCAGGCUCUUGUUCACUAAUACUAUUGAUUAGCGUUCUUAGCUGGAGAAUUUUUUCAUUUAUAUUAGUUUUGUAAGGGGGAAUCAGCAUUCUUUUUGGUUAUUUUUAUUGAUUGCAAAUGUCACAUUUUACAGUAUAUGUGGGAAUUACAGCAACGGGUUGUAUUUUUUGCAAGCAAUUGAUGCCCAAAGUCCUAUAUACGGAUAUUACAUCAACUCUCUUGGUCAAUAAGUAUGAAUGAUUAUCCUAGUUGUUUA
Messenger RNA from Beta vulgaris subsp. vulgaris (sugar beet), 1385 nucleotides. RefSeq names its product peptide deformylase 1A, chloroplastic. The record is from RefSeq and is a predicted model, not a curated record. Bases 305 to 1114 code for a protein of 269 amino acids. Gene Ontology annotation, cellular component: chloroplast; mitochondrion. Gene Ontology annotation, biological process: peptidyl-methionine modification; N-terminal protein amino acid modification. The transcript is spliced from 4 exons. Lineage: Eukaryota; Viridiplantae; Streptophyta; Magnoliopsida; Caryophyllales; Amaranthaceae. Gene Ontology annotation, molecular function: peptide deformylase activity.